Messenger RNA from Clunio marinus, 2244 nucleotides. Lineage: Eukaryota; Metazoa; Arthropoda; Insecta; Diptera; Chironomidae. The record is from the annotation of a GenBank genome assembly.
ACUUAUGUGUGUGUCUUUGAAGGAGGUCAAUCGGGUUGUCCAAGCUGUGCAAUGGGAAACAAACUUAGCUGCUCAUGUGCACCAUUAAUGCGAAAAGCUUAUCGUUACGAAGACUCACCAUGGCAAACUGGUCGUCGACGUGAUGGCCAUCUCCUGAGGUUGUGGGCGGAAGUGUUCCAUGUCGCUGCGAGUGGUGCUGGGCAAGUGAAAUGGCAACAAGUCUCUGAGGAUCUUGUGCCCGUCAACAUAACUUGCAUACAAGAUUCACCCGAAUGCGUGUUCCACAUCACGGCGUAUAACAGUCAAGUUGAUAAGAUACUCGACGUUCGACUUGUGCAACCGGGCACACGCAUUGGACAAGCAUCAGAAUGUUUUGUUUACUGGAAAGAUCCAAUGACAAAUGACACCUGGGGCUUGAACUUCACAUCACCCAUCGAUGCUAAGCAAUUUAGGGAAUGCUGUUCGCCAUCAUUCAAAUUCUCACGUAAGGCGUCGUCAAGUUAUUCACUUAAACUUGACCCACCUGGCAAGGGAAAGGUGAAGCCAAAGCGUAAGCCUUUAAGCACACCAGCAAGUCCAUCGCGUGUUCGCGAACCGCAAUGCACGUGUAUGACGGCUGAACAAUAUGCUCGUAUCAAGGCUCAAGAUCCACGCUAUCGAGGUUCUUCCACUUUGCCGCGCCCAACAUCAAAAGCAACCGAAGCUGAUUUAAUAAGAUCAGAUAAACCGACGACAGCUGCGUCAACAACAUCGCUUUACGACAAUGUCACAUCAAGCAAUCAAGGACAAGAAGCUUUGCAACGUCAGAAAUCAGACACAAGUACAAUGACUGUGACAGCGUCUGUCGGUACACAACAAAAUCACAUCGGUCUACAAAUAAGUCAAGAUGAUGCGAAUGAUAAGCAAACGCAACGUGAAGAGACGUCAAAAUCGGAAGGAACGCAAGCUGGUGGUACACUUCAACAUCAAAAGCAAACAGUGAAGACAUCAAUUUCAACUGGAACUGGCACACGAUCAAAAGACUACAAUGAGAAUAUCAUGCACGACCAUCAGAUAACCAGCAGUAAACGCAAUAAAUCAAAAAGUACCGAAGAUAUGAAUGUCGAUUCGGGAACAUUAAAGAAAAUGUUGAAACCAUUACAUGGUGUUGAAAGUCCUGUUACGUCACCUGAAAUGGGUCGAAGACGUUACAAUUAUUACAAUGCAGCUACAAACACUGCUCCACAUGGACAUCAACAUAUUAUUCACAAUAGUCAUAUGCUUAAUAACAACUCAAUGUCACGUCAGUCAAGUCAAUCAUCACGAUUCUCAGGUUCACGGUCGUCACAUGAAAUUGGGCGCGGUUAUCAGCCACGUGGGCUGUACUUAGAAUUAGAAAAAGAUCGUUGUGGGUUGGAAGGUUCUCCGCCAUCCGACAACGUUAUGUUUGAUAAUCAAUGCUAUGCAACCACGCCAAGCUCCAGUAAUGGGAAUUCCGAUCAGGAUCAGCCCGGUUACGGCACGAGAACAGGCAACCGCCAUCAACAUCACUCACAUCAACCGCAAACUAAUGUGACGCCCACACCCGGCUCGCCUACUUCUCGCCUUCUUUUGGAGUACGAAAUGCAUUUACGCAACACAUUGGCAAAGGGAAUGGAUGCUGAGUCUUACAGCCUUCACACUUUUGAGGCUCUUCUAUCACAAAGUAUGGAAAAUUUGGGAGCAUCCGCAAGUGCCAAAUCUUCAACCUUACCUUUGCCACAUCGCUUGAAUGUUGAGCGUCCUUAUGUACCGAAAGAGCGUGAACGAGAUGGUUAUUACAGUGAUCGUAAUGAAUUGAUUCGUGAACGAGAACGUGAAAGAGAGCGUGACAGAGGAUACUUAAGUGAUCAUAAUUCUAGUUAUUCAACAUCACGUUGUGCUUCAUGCAUUGGUGAAUCGGCAAGAGCUCAAUGGUUCCGUCACUCGGAUGGAUGGCGUUCUGGAAGUUCAACACUUGGAUCUGGAACGAAUUUAAUAUCACAAGGGACGGGUCACCGUCGUUCGCCAUGGGAUUCUUUGCCAUCGUUGAAACAAGAUGGCUCGCUUAAUGACUCAGGAUAUAAAAGCAAUCGGGCUGAUUCCUUUGAACAACGAGGCGUAUUUGACCGUCAAGAUAGCUUAAGAUCUGAUUAUUUGAGUGAUCGUGAAACACGUUAUGGCAUUGUUCAGCAAGCUUCCAUUGAUAGCACCGAUUCCAGAUUGUGUUAUCUCACAUCAUCCGAG